GAGGAAUCCAUAUCUCUUCAUCCCCAUUCCACGCUCGAACCACGCUCAAACUACGCUCAAACUACGCUCAAACCACUCUCGCACCACGCUCCCGCCAACCAUGGCCCUCCCAGCUCCCAUCCUCGAUUCCAUGCCAAAACGCUUUCUCCUCACGCUGCCUCUGGGCAAGCGUAUGCCUCCCCUAGUCGACCGGAAUUGGAUGUCUUAUCGCCUGAUGACUCUCUCGCGCGGUCAACUUGAGCAACAAGCUGCCCUUAAGGAACCCGAUCUCCGCCGUUGUGUCGGCCAUGCUCGCCUUCAUCGCCACUCGUUGGAGCUGACUCACCGCGACCUCAUGCGCUUGAUUGAGUCCUACGCCAUGGACGAAGAUGACGAAGACUAUGACUCAGACGAGGAAGCCGUUUCGUGAACUGGCUUCAACUCUCUUCGACCUGCAUUAUGACCACUGCCAUGUGCUACCGUCCUACGUAGACACUACUUUCUAUUAUCCAGCCCUCCCUCGGUCGCCAGUCUCCGGAAACUACACCGGAUUCUCGCAUAGCUUCGCGGUCAACGCCUCAUGGGCAACGAUCCGCUUCUACAGAAGCCCCUUCGUCACAGUACGGUCAACGGACGAGAAGGACAAGAGCCGUCUAGACCCAAAACACGACCGAACGAUGAAAUUCGAUCCGUGAACAAAUAACACUUCAUCAAUCAGAAUAAUCGAGUCGACGGGCACAUAUCGCGGCUUUUCACGGGAAUCUCCGUUCGAUUUUGAUCUGAAGGCCAAGUCCUUCGUGAAUAUUUAGCAACUCAAUAUCCUCUCUCUGAAUGAGGUGCCAAUAAUCCCCUCCAUCCCUGUUGGGAUCACUCGAGGCUGGAAAACAUGUAUAUUAGGAUAGUUAUACCGUCACUUCGGGAUAGACAAUCUAAUGAUAAUACCGCCACGGUAACUAUUCUUGGCUGCCAA
Monascus purpureus is the source of this 949-nucleotide messenger RNA. NCBI's taxonomy places the organism in Eukaryota, Fungi, Ascomycota, Eurotiomycetes, Eurotiales, Aspergillaceae. The record is from the annotation of a GenBank genome assembly.